Messenger RNA from Fundulus heteroclitus (mummichog), 9885 nucleotides. It is a transcript of the gene drp2, whose product is annotated as dystrophin related protein 2. The record is from RefSeq and is a predicted model, not a curated record. The transcript is spliced from 24 exons. Gene Ontology annotation, molecular function: protein binding; zinc ion binding. Gene Ontology annotation, biological process: synaptic signaling. NCBI's taxonomy places the organism in Eukaryota, Metazoa, Chordata, Actinopteri, Cyprinodontiformes, Fundulidae. Bases 219 to 2855 code for a protein of 878 amino acids. Gene Ontology annotation, cellular component: plasma membrane.
GCAGCGAAGACAUCUUUGCAUUCUCUGCCAAGACUGGGUAAAUAAAGACAGCUCACCUGUGGCAACGACACAGCGAGUGUGCUUUUUAAGCUGCGGGGCGGCCCUCGUGGCCGGGAUGCCGCUGUGUGCCGUGCCAGUCCGCUGUGGACGGUGACGGGCCGGAGGAAGGAACUGAGUGCCGGAGACUGAGAGGAAGCAGCCCCCACCAAACGGGAGAGAUGAAUCUCUGCUGGAAUGAGAUCAAACGCAAGUCCCACAACAUUCGGGCACGGCUCGAAGCCUUCUCCGACAACAGCGGGAAGCUGCAGCUCUCUCUGCAGGAGAUCAUCGAAUGGCUGACAGCCAAGGACGAGGAGUUAUCGGAGCAGCUGCCCAUAGGAGGCGACGUGGGGGCCGUCCAGCACCAGAGAGAGUUCCACCAGGCAUUUAUGGAGGAUGUCAAGUCUCGUGGGCCCUUCAUCUACUCGGUUUUGGAGUCUGCCCAGGCCUUUCUGGCUCAGCACCCCUUCCAGGAGCCCGAGGAGACCCUGACCGAUGGAAAAGAGGUUUCUCCACGACGGCGGAUUUUGAAUGUGAGCCGAUCUGUGUGGAAGCAGGCGAACGUUGCCAGCGACCUGUGGGAAAAACUGACAGCUCGCUGUGUAGAUCGCCACAGGCACAUGGAGAGGACACUGGAGCGCCUUUUGCAAAUCCAGGCAGCCAUGGAGGAGCUGGCGGGGGCCCUGGAGCAGGCAGAGGGUGUGAGAGAUGCCUGGGAGCCUGUUGGCGACCUCUUCAUAGACUCUCUGCAGGAUCACAUUGACGCCACCAAGUUAUUCAAGGAGGAACUCUCGCAAGUGAAGGAGGGCAUGAAGCAGGUCAAUGAGUUAGCCCACCAGCUGGCCAUCUCGGAUGUCCAUUUGUCGAUGGAUAACGCUCGUGCCCUGGAGCAUCUCAACAGCAGAUGGAAAGUGCUUCAGGGCUCCAUAGAGGAGCGGCUGAAGCAGCUCCAGGAUGCACACAGAGACUUUGGCCCUGGAUCGCAGCACUUCCUCUCCAGUUCAGUGCAGAUACCAUGGGAGCGCGCCAUCUCCCCAAACAAAGUGCCCUACUAUAUUAACCAUCAGGCCCAGACAACAUGCUGGGACCAUCCAAAGAUGACAGAGCUAUACCAAGCGCUGGCGGAUCUGAACAACAUCAAGUUCUCUGCAUACAGAACAGCCAUGAAGCUCCGGCGGGUUCAGAAGGCUCUCAGACUGGAUCUGGUGGCGCUGAGCAGCCUGGUGGACGUGUUUCGGGAACAGGAGCUGCAGCAGGGGGAGCACGUGAUGGAUGUGGUGGAGGUGAUUCACGGCCUGACAGCCAUGUACGAGCGGCUGGAGGAGCAGAGGUCCGUUCUGGUCAACAUUCCUCUCUGCGUCGAUAUGUGCCUCAACUGGCUGCUCAACGUUUAUGACAGUGCUCGAAACGGCAAAAUGCGUGUUCUCAGCUUCAAGAUGGGCCUGGUGAGCUUGUGCAACGCGGACGUCCAAGAGAAGUACAAAUACUUGUUCCGUCAGGUGUCUGGUCCUGGAGCUCUGACAGACCAGCGUCACCUCAGCCUGCUGCUACACGAAGCCAUCCAGAUACCCCGCCAACUGGGUGAAGUCGCAGCUUUCGGCGGCAGCAACGUGGAGCCAAGCGUUCGGAGCUGCUUCCGCAUGGCCCCUGGGAAACCUGCCAUUGAGGUGUCUCAUUUCCUGGAAUGGAUGAGCCUCGAGCCCCAGUCGAUGGUUUGGCUGCCCGUCCUCCACCGUGUAGCUGCUGCAGAGUCCACCAAGCAUCAGGCCAAAUGCUAUGUCUGCAAACAAUGCCCCAUCAAGGGCUUCAGGUAUCGCAGUCUGAAGCAGUUCAAUGUCGACAUCUGCCAGACAUGUUUUCUAACCGGCCGCACAAGCAAGGGCAAGAAGCUGCACUACCCCAUCAUGGAGUACUACACCCCAACGACCUCGGGAGAGAAGAUGAGGGACUUUGCCAAGACUCUGAAGAACAAGUUCAGGUCAAAGCAGUACUUUACAAAGCACCCGCAGAGAGGUUACCUGCCAGUGCAAUCUGUGCUGGAAGCUGAGAGCUCAGAGACUCCGUGCUCCUCACCCAGGCUGCCCCAUGCAGACACACACAGCAGGAUUGAACACUACGCCAGCAGAUUGGCAGAAAUGGAGAACCAGAAUUGCUCAUUCUUCACAGACAGCCUUUCUCCAGAUGAGAGCCUGGAUGAAGAUCAGUACCUCCUGCGUCACUCCAGCCCUGCCCUGGACCACGAUUCACCCUGCGGGCAGCACAUGCUGUUGGCUCACCUGGAGCAUCAGGACAAGGAGCAGCUCCAAUGCACCCUGGCCCGCCUGGAGAACGAGAACAGGGUGCUGCAGAGCGAGUACAGGCGACUCAAGUGGAAACACGAAGAGGCAGCAGCGCUUCCCAUGCUAACUGAAGCUGGUGAGGGCGGCCCGGGGUCUCCGACAGCAGGGGGGCCGCAGGACGAGGAGCUGCUGGCCGAGGCUCGCGUCCUGCGGCAACACAAAACGCGCCUGGAGACCCGGAUGCAGAUCUUGGAGGACCACAACAAACAGCUGGAGUCCCAGCUGCGCCGGCUCAGGGAGCUACUGCUACAGCCCAAAGAUGAUUCGGAGGCGAAUGGAUCUGAGCUAUCAACGCUGUCCUCUCCAGUGUCGGGAGGGGGUCACCAAGGGGAGCCGCCCAGCAGGGAGACCACUGACACAGAGGCAGCAGGAGACGGUCUGGAACGCGAGCAGGACACAGUGCUGCAGCUUCAGGAGGUCAUCGAACAACUGAGAAACGUCUUCCCCUCAGAACCGGGCACCACAUCACACAUCUAACCCUGUGAGGGGCGUAAAGAAGCGGAAUGACAGCCCGAAAUAAGGCACGAGGUCAGGCGACGACACGUCCAACCCUGCAAACUGCCGCAGCUGCAACAUUGAGAACUAACCCUCGUCCGAAACGCUGUGCACUAAAAGCCUUUCUCAUGCAAACUGCCGAAGGCUCACGCUGAUGCCCUUUUUUGGCCAGGCUGUGCUUCAGAAGUUCAGUGACAGCAUGUUAAGGAGCCAGGAGGAAUAUAUUGUUAGCAGAAGGUCGGGGGGUGGGGAGGGUAUGGGGAACUAAACGUCCAACCAAGACACUGUGCUUACCAGUAUUCGUGUAGUCGUUCAGAGGUGUGAAGCUUUAUAUCAGUCCAGAGCACAAAAUCCAGAGGAAGAACUUGAAAAAUACAAAACUGAAUGGGAAGGGACUCACUUGUGUGUUUUUUUUUUUUUUUUUUUUACGUUUGAAUGUGUUAUCAUGGUUUAUUUUUCCAAUUUUGGGAAAUUGUAUCAAGGCUCUGCUGACUGAUUUCAUAUCACUUAAGAGAUGCAAAUUGGAGCUGAGAGCCCCCAAACGAGUGCAUUUGUUGUUGUUUUGUUGUGAGAAUGGUGCAUCAUCAGUUAAAUCCAUGAUUUAUUAAAGACUGCCCAAAGUGCCCGCCAGCACAGCGCCUCUGUUUGCACACACUGCGCUUCACUUCUCACUCUGCUUGUCGCUCUCAUCGCUUGCCUCUCCUAAGUGAGCCCUUCACACAUAUGCUGCUAUACAAACACCACAUUCAGAUUCCACCUGCAUUCUGCUUAAAUACACAGAGUCUCUGCGCAACCAACGACGCGCGUUGCAAAAACAUGCACCCUACAUACACUUUCAUAAACCUGGAAAUUGAUUUUUUUUUUCUUUUUCAAACGAUUCGGGCAAAUUAGUUUUUUUUUUUUGAGUCAAUUUAUAUUGUUCCUGGAAGUUUCCGUUGCCGAGGAAAUGUAUGCCGAUUAGUAUCAGCAUGCAUGUCUCCUCCCCGGUAUCUUAUUGUUUUCAUGCUGUGUGAAGAGGAAUUGACAGAAGGAGCUCAAGCCUGAAGCGCUCCCUCUCCCUGCUUGGCCAAUUUCAAAAACAACAGGGGUCUAUAUAAGGCUCACCACCAUAAUGCAGUCCUUCAGCAUCAUUAUCCAUAUUAAUCUUUCCAUUCUACGUAGUUUCAAAACACUGAGAACAACGGAUUUUGCGGUUAUUAUUCCCCUUUGAUGGUACAAAUUUAUAUAUAGGAAGAAAAAAUGUGUGAUUGGGAGGGAUGACCUCAAUAUUUACAUGCCUUGUAAAAGUAUUCCUACCCCCUUGAACUUACAUUUUGUAAUGUUACAAACACAAAAGAAAGUGGUUUGAGAUUAUGUUUGAUGGACUACUAUAAAACAUUGCGUAACUGUGAAGGAAAAGGAUAUAUAAGGUGUUCAGGCCUUCUUUUACAAUAAAACAUCAGUAAGCUGUCGCAUGCAGAUGUUCUCAGCCCCUUUUAAACCAAUAACCUUGAAUAAAAUCCAGAACAAUGAAUGGCAGAGGUCCCCUGACUAGUAAAUAGGGUCCAAAUUUAAACCAGUCAGAGGUUAUGGACAGAUGGAGAAAAAGGAAAGCUGUUUGAGGCAGCAAAAGCUUUGAGGGAGGAUAUUAAUCUUCUAGUUGGACAACAGUCCCAGAAACGCUGCCAGAGCUACGAUCAAAUGGUUUGACUCAAAGCAAAUUCGUGCGGCCUUAAGUCUGAAGAUGAAUCCAAAUGAAAAUCUGUGGGACAAACUUUAAAAUCACUGCUCAAAGAUGCUCUCGUUCUGAUCGGACUAAGCUUGAGCUGUUUUACAAAGAAGAAUGUGCAACAAUUUAAGUCUGCAGGUGACAAAGCGAACGACCUGCAGCUGUAAUUGUAGAGAAAAAGGAUGUUGCACGACACUUUGAAUCAAGGGGGGUGAAUACAAAUGCAUGCAACACUUUUCAGAUUAUUUUUUGUGAAAUCAAGUGCCAUUUUCUUUACAAUGACGCACAACUUUGUGUUUGACUUUCACAUCCAAUCGCAUGAAAAUACAAUGAAAGUGUGAAAACGUUAACAGGGUGAGAACACUUUUGCAAGGCAAUGUAAGUUAUGGCAUGCAUUUUCUUGUAAACACUAAAAAUGCCUUAAAUACAGAACUGAAUCCGUAUGACAGAAGUUGGUUUUUCGAAACUUUUUUAUUUUUUUUAUUUUCGUUUUUCAGGAAAAGAAAUUGCAUCAGAUGUUUGCGUGUCAGUCUUUGAAAACGCCCGCUGCUGAUUGAAAGCGAUGGAACAAAAACACGUGAAGUGGGGAUCACAGCGUUGUUGAAUACCCAUUGGUUGAAACAGGUUCACGAGUGGCUCAACCCAUGAGGCCAGGUGUGCUCAGCGGGACUAAAGAUCUGAAAGACAUAAGAGGAGGGUAGAAAAUACUAAAACAAAAAAGAAUUAUUGCAUUUAUCGCUGGAGGGCUGGUGGAAGAGAUCCACUUUGAUGUGCCUGCCAUUGCUGUACGCGGUACCCGGAGUUUACCUGAGAAGGAUGAAGCUUCCGGCUCUCUGUGUUGCUGCAAAAUAAAACCGCCGCAUUCUUCCAGGAGAGACGGAGAGACGUUCGGAUUGAGAAAUUCAUCCCAACUCUGAAGUAGAAGGUGCUCCGACCUCACAAACACGAGUGUGAAACCUGUCUGCUGCAUUCGUUACGUUGUCAGACUGCAGGCUCACGGCACUCACAUUUGACACCGUCCUCCUCAGCGCUUGCUGCCUGUUAGUUUUGAUACCGUUGCUAGGGAACUAUCCCCAAGGACGCAGUACCGCAGGUUUGUGAGAGGGAUAGUUGAUGUGCAGUUCAUAUUACAAAUGCUAAUAGCCUUAAGGGAAGCAGGAGAAAGCUCCUUGUUUCCCAAACACAAGCCACCACGUCUCCACCUCCAUUAGAGCUCGCUGCUGUUUCGCUGCUGAGGACAGUCAUUAUCAUUAACAAGAUCUUUUCUUGUGCAUCAGCACAGCUUCAGAAUCCUUUUUUAUUUAUUUUUUUUCACAGAGGAGAACAAUGGGCAAAAGCUUUGCUCGUGGAGGGGAAAAAGCCAUGGCAAUCUGUGUUUACUCGUUGUAAUUUAUCGCUGGGUAUUUACGCAUCUCAUUAAACGAUGAUUACCCAUCGCACACAUUGUCUCCGUACUCUGGCGAAGAUGCACGAAAACAUGUAGCAAUGACAAACUGUGAAAAAGACGAGGAGGCAUUCACAACAUGUCUGCCGUUAUUUAUCUUAAUAUCAUGCCGACGUGGCAGUCACAUAAAUACAAGGAAUGGAAAUUUAAUGAAGUAACAUUGCUUGUUAGUUCGCUGAGAGUGACUCCGACACACCGAAUCCAGUCGCUGCGGUAUUAAUCAGCCUAAAUGGCUGCUAUAAGGCAGAAAUCAAUCAAUGAGUUACAAAGAUGUUUUAUGCUGCGUUCCAUGCAGCUUGGAAGCUGGAACGUGGAUGCAGGAAUAACGUUUCACCUCAGUUAAUCCCGCUCCAGUUGCACAUUUGCCAAAAGGGAAUGGAUUCUGGUUUCCAUUCUGGUCAGUAGCACCAACACAAAGCUGAAAGAAGACAAAUACUAACCAAGAAGAAGAAGAUAAAUGCAAAAGUUUUUCUCUUUACCGUCAUUACAAUCCGAAAUAAAUAAAAUCCUAAUCCUGGAAAUAUAAAGGAGGACCGAUUUGGCUUAAUGCUACUCAGUAUAUUGGUGCUGUGGCAUCUAAAGCCUGAGAGCCAAAGUGGCGAAUCUGAAUGCAUAAUAAUUCAUAAACUAAACAUUAACAUACAUGAUCGUUCACAUAAAAUUUUAAAUAUAUACCAUAAAUAGAUACAAAGGAGAUAGCUAGUAGUUCAACUCCUCCCAGUUGCAAAGUCCGCAGGUUAACCAUUGCAAACAAUUAAUUUACCUGUCCAGAAGAAAAGCGGCAACCUCCGUGUGGUUUCUGAUCCCCUUUGCUUCUUUAAAUCGGCACCAACACUUUAAAGCUUGACCGAUGUUCACCCUCGUCUAGCUUCUUUUUUGGAUCGCUAGAAUCUGAGGAAUGUAACGCUGAGAUAAAGCCAUUUCUCAGCGCUAUCACGGCGCUACUACGAUCUGGCAACUCCUCAGCUUCGUCUCACAUGACCUCACCCUGUUAUGCUAUGGAGCUAAACCAGUGACAGUUUGCAGUGAUUUGCCAUUGUAAAGUCAAACACUGAAAAAUAAAACACUGAAAAAUCACUUCCAAUGUUAACAAAAAAGAGAUUUGGCAUUGAAAAAUAGACAUUGAAAAAUGAAACAUUGGAAAGUGAAACAUUGAUAGAAAGUAAAAAUUUAUGAUGACCUUCCCAUUUUAUGCUGCAGCUUUUUUUCCUUUUUUAAAUGAGAUGUUUUCAGUGUCACUGCAGAGUUUCUUCAGCUGCAAUGCCACUACAAUCAUUAGGUGUAUAAGCUAAAGAAGAUAAUAUUAAUGAAAAUAAUACCCUGUCUUAUGGUUGAGCAGCGGUACUCAAACCGGAGACUUCCAUAAAUUCACUAGAGGUAGAUGACGAGUACUGCAAUGACAGAAGGCUAAAUUAAAGAAGCCUUCAAUUUAGCCCCACCGCCGACAGCAAAAAAGUGCCAGCUUGUGGUGACAUUGUAGCUGAAGCUUUUUACUUUCUAUGUUUGACAUUUCAUUGUUGGAUUUUUCAAUAUUUGAAUUUUCAGGUUUUUACUUUUCAACGUUUAAUUUUUCAGUGUUUUUUUUUUAUUUUUUUAAGGUAAUUGCAAGUUGUCGCUGAUUUAACCCCAUACUUUUCUUAUUGGAACAGAAUCCUUUUAGGUCGAUGUUGGCAUCAUAACCAGAAGUAAAUACUUAUUAAUUUUGGACCUGUCAAAAUUUACAAAACUAUUAUCUAUAUGCUAUAUUUUUAUUUAUCAGUAAAAUUCAUACUUUUUUCUGCACCACUCCAGACUCUAGGGGAUGUAUUAUUUUUGAAAAAUUUAUAAUUUUGAUGUUGUAGCUAUGACCUUUAAAUGUUUCAUUAUAGAUUAAAUCCAGAGAUAAUUAAAUAUGAACAUAAUUAAAUACGUGCAUUUUUCUUUAUUAUUUAAAGCACAUCUAACUGUUUAUGUAUUUAUUUUGCCAUGACAUAAUCAUGAAUUACCCAAAUACAUUUUUUUUUUUCCUCAGCUCUCAAAGUCGGUGGACGGUGCAAAAGAAUCUCAUAAAUAAGGUGAUUAGUCUGCAGUUGAGUUGUUGUGCAGGUAACCACCCAUAGCUACCGUUUGAAUAUUUCAUGUUGGACAGCACCACAGGAAAUAUUGGGUAAUUUAUACUAAGAUAAUUAGAUAGGACUUUAACACCAUGAAUUCAUGCUUCUGUUGAUGAUUUUAAUGUUUGUUUAAUUUUGAAUUCAUUAAAUUAUUGACAUGUUAAUGUAAUUAGAAAUAUUUUCAUUCAUUUAAGGCGUUGCAAUUUGUCUUGAAUAAUCACAUGUAUUGUUAUUUAAAAGAACUUUAUUGGAUUUUAGCAUUUCUGGCCAUACAAACAUUUUGUACGUACAAAUGAGAGCUGCAUGAUAUUCAGAAAACUGAUUUGCAAUGAGUUGCUUCAAUGUAACACAGACGAUUUCAGUUAUAAUCCACCCACAUUUUCCAGACUUUUCUCUCUUACCCACUACCAUCCUUAAAGAUCUAUAGAUCACUAAGAUCUAUAUCUGGUGUGGGCUUGAAACCCAGUGAAAAUCUACCUAACUUGCAAAAUUAUUGAUAAGUGAAGUAUUAAUGUAUGGUCCCUGAAAUGUAUUUAGGUAUAAAAUACUGCAUUCAGGCACUUCUUUGCCAUUGUUAUAUUGCAAACAUUGCUAUCAGGAUUCAACAUUUCAUGCAGCUCUUAUAAAAGUAACAUAUUGUAUAAACAUGUUUAUUAACACCAGUUAUAUGAAAACCAUCAGAGGUGCAUCUAAACAAGUUUAUUACUGCAGCUAUCACCAAGUGUUAGAGGUGCGGCAGCCAUAUUGGAUUUAGAGGUCUAAGUCGAUGAGCAACGUUUGAUUUUCUUGGAGGGAAUGUGUAUUUAAUGGCCGUUUCCGGUUAGCGUCUCCUACUUAAAACAUGGAAAUUCCAACUUUCAAGUGCAAGAGGAAUGCAGCAUUAGCCUUUUCUCACUUCCUGCUGCAGCUGACUGUACUGCAGCGCUAAAGCUAGCAAAGUCUAUACAUAAAUAAAAACAAUAAGGUAUGUUUCUAGGUAUGUUGUUUCUUAUUUCUCUCCUCCUGUACACCAGUGCUACAGACACCGUAUCAAUAUCUCAAACAUCAUCAUCUAUGGGAAAAAAAAAAAACAUUUUGCUGCUUGUAAAAAAAGUUUAUGUUGAGUUCAAUUAUUACACCACAGUGGAGGGUUGCGGCAUCAGAAAGUCCUCACCUCCUUGGCUAAUGAGUGAGUUUUCAAUCAUCAUAAUCAUAUUUUGUUUUAGAUUACCUAUAUUGCCUCCCAGAGGACGCACACCAACAGUCAUUGCUCCAUGUUGCAUGACAAAAAACAGUGUCUUUGAAGAUAUGUGGUUUUCCACAGGGGCAAGUCCCCCCAAAUAAUAUUGCCAUCACUGGCCAACAUGCUGACAGGCAUCAUUAUUGCCCUGCCUUUGCCUGAUUCAACCCCCCCUCACCCCAUGUUGCAUCUGAUCAUGUAACAAGAGCUCAUGUAUGUCAUAUAACAUGUAACAGGAUCAUGCGUCACCUAACCUUAAGCAUUUUUUUUUUUUGAUUACACAUAAAAUCAUGUAUUCAUACUGGUGAAAUUAGGUUUCUUUCUUUUGUUCAACUCACCACUAAUAUACCUCAUUUAUCACCCUGGAGUUCAUUGUUUAACGGUUCUGAUUUUCUGUUAUCGUCCAACACUUUGUCCUGUCUUUUUCUCUGGAGUUUUUAAUCUGUAUGAGAGGUUUUCUGAGGAGAGGCUUUUUACUGUAAUAACAAGUGGGUUACUGGCUGCUUUUUACUCUUUGUGUACAGAAAUAAAACUUUGUAUUUGGCAAA